AUGUUUAAUUUAUCAUCCAAACAUUCUUCAUUUAUAUUUUCCGUUUUACAGUGGCGUACUUUAUGCGCUCGAUAUACAGUUGCACUAGCUUAUAUGAAAGACUCAAAUGCGCGCAUCACAGUUUUUGCCCCAAUUAAUGACGUCUUUAUCUACAAUCCAGAUAUCCGUGCUUUUAGUCAAAAAGAAGUCCUGAGUCAUAUAGUGGAUACACAAAUUUAUGAAUUUGGUGAAAAUCGAAAAUGGGAUAAACAAACACUUAUCCGAAGUACAGUCAGUAGCGGAUAUAUGUACAUAACACAGUUUGUAAAUAAUCCUGGAAAUUAUUCCUACUUUGCAAAUAAUGGAAUGCUUUGCAACCAUGCUACUAGCGAAUGGGCUAUUAUCAAUGGUCAGCAAUAUCUAUUCAAAAUCUGUACACCAAUCGGACAUCGACCAUAUCCGGGAACCGCACUUUCGUUUAUAAGAGAUAAAGACAAGAUGUCUUUCUUUGAUCGACCCUAUAAUAACCGUGACCUUACUGAGUUGAGGGAUGUGCUUGAUCGUGUACCGGAUAUUGCCUUGGCGAUCUUUGGCAGUUCGGCAUGGAAUGGCUUCCACACUUUUUUUUUACCUACAAAUGAAGCAUUUAUGAAGGUAAUAGACCGCAAUCGUGUAGACCGUGAAGUAUUACUGGCUCAUAUGACAGGUAUAAAUAGAGUAUUAUUUACCUAUCCAUGGCUAUACGAUCGGGGUAUACACUAUUAUCCAUCGAUACGUUUCUCCGCCAAUGUUAUUGAGGAUAAUUAUGAUCUAAGAUUAUGUAUGCGAAACAUUACCGACCAUCGAACUGGACGGUGGGAUCUUUACGCGGUCUCUGAAGUGCAUGAACGUUACGGGCAAUUUCGUCGUGGUGCAGUUUGGGCUAAAAUUGUGAUACCAAAUAUUCCAGUUCAAAAUGGCGUGGUCCAUAUUAUUGAUAAUGUUCUUGGCAUUGUUAGCAAUACUAUCGACCAGCUCAUUAUGGAUAAUAAUCGUUGUACAACUUUAAUUCGUUAUAUAAGUACUAUUGGACAAAUAGUCCGCAAUUAUUUCUCAGCAACUGGUGGUAUGGUAACAUUUUUUGCGCCCUACAAUGAGGCAUUCGAGCGAAUCCCAGAAUAUAUCGAAAGAAGACUUUUGAGGGAUAGAAUUUGGCUUGAAAAGAUCCUUAAACUUCAUAUAGUUCCCAAUAAGGAGUUGACCAGUAAUGAAAUCACUAAUGAGACAGUUGUGAACACAGUAGACAGCAUCCAUCAACUAUAUUUCAUUCGGGGUGAAUGGCCCAGGAAUAAUAUCACCUAUUAUAUUACUGGCGGCGGUGUACGAGCAGCAAUUGUGGUGGAUAAUGUCGCAGCUGUAAAUGGCAUCGUACAUUAUAUCGACCGUGUUCUUGGGGUACCAUAUCAGACGCUGUAUGAAGUAGUGCGAAAUGAUUCCAGCCUUCAGACAUCUUAUUCAAUGCUUCAAAACAUGCAACUACGGUAUUCCUUGGAUCCGUGGCAAGUUCUAACACCACAACAAAAUUUCACAUUUUUCGUACCAACUAACGAAGCUUGGGAUAAGAUAUCAACUUCGCAGAAGUACAAAAUGACAGAUGGUAAACAUUGGUUAGCACUUCAAUAUGUCUUUAAGCGACAUAUUAUUCAAGGCCUUGCACUUAUGGACACUGAUCUGCGAGAGAGAACUUACGUGAUGAUGAACGAUGAAAAAGUGGUGAUACGCCGAAGAGGACGUUUUUUCGAACUUUAUUGGCCUCGUGGUAACCGUGUUGCACGUAUAAUCCCGGGUGGUGAAAAAGCUGGUAUCAAUGGUUUUUUGCAUAUGAUCGAUAACGUACUGAUCUAUGAACGCGAUCUAGAAGCUCUGGCUUGCUCGACGCUAAACUUGACACAUUUUUUGCUAACCUCAUUUUUAAUGUUUAUCGUAUUCCUUUGAUGUUAAUUAUAUUAUGAGAUGAUGAACUAGAGUUACUUAAUUUCCCAACUACAUAAGCACAAUGAAAAUUCCAAUUUGCAUGCUGUGGAUAUGAUGAUGCCGACUAGACGUAUUUGAAGUUCUCCAACUAUUUCUAUAUUGUCACUUUCAUCGAAAUCAUAUAUUGUCAAGUUGAAUUUUUGGGAUUCCGCAAAUGAUAUCAUUCUCUAUUUGUUAUAAUGAUUUUGACUUCACGUUACCGUUUUUUGCAUUAUUAUCCUACUCACAACUGCGACGACGAUAACAUUGCCGAUCUAUUUCUGUUUAGUUAUAAUGAUAAAGUGAUCCGAGUAUUAAAUGUAUGAAAAAUCAGUUCAAAAAAUCAAUUUCGUGAUGAGUUGCGAACAUCUUUCAAAGAUCAUGAUUCGAAAC
Molecule: messenger RNA, 2364 nt
Organism: Loa loa (African eye worm)
Lineage: Eukaryota; Metazoa; Nematoda; Chromadorea; Rhabditida; Onchocercidae
Product: fasciclin domain-containing protein
Exons: 12
Coding region: 1-1953 (650 amino acids)
Biological process (GO): cell adhesion; extracellular matrix organization
Cellular component (GO): extracellular matrix
Molecular function (GO): cell adhesion molecule binding
Source: RefSeq, a predicted model, not a curated record